This is a messenger RNA of Microthlaspi erraticum, 2469 nucleotides long. The record is from the annotation of a GenBank genome assembly. Lineage: Eukaryota; Viridiplantae; Streptophyta; Magnoliopsida; Brassicales; Brassicaceae.
AUGAGGAUCGCCGCCGCCGCUUCCAAGCCUCUUAAUCAUCUCGUCGCUUUCGAGCACAAGAGGGAUGCAUAUGGAUUUCCUGUGAGACCUCAACAUGUGCAGAGAUACAGAGAAUAUUCUGAUAUUUACAAGGAAGAAGAAGAAGAGAGGUCGGACAGGUGGAGCAGUUUCUUGGAAGAUCAUUCAGAAUUAAAUGAGUCGCUUGCAAAUGGAUCAUCUGGAGAUAGUCAUGCACCGUCUAGUGAAAGUAAACAGGAAAAAGAAGAGGAAGCAAACAAGGGUGCUGGAGACAAUCUGCGUACUGAAAAGUUAGGUUCUGAUGUAACUCUUGAUAAUGCAAGUGAAGAAGAAGGAAGCUCCGAUGCAGAGAAGAAUGUUCAUAGAGUGCAGCUAUGGACUGAGAUCAGACCAUCUCUGCGAUCAAUUGAAGAAUUGAUGAGUAUCCGUGUCAAGAGGAAGGGGGAUUUAUCAAAAGGCGAGCAAGAGGCUCCGAAGGUGAAAUCUUUACUUUCAUUUGAUGAUGCCAAAUCUUCCAAGGGAGCAUCUGAGAAUGAUUCUGAAGACGAAUUCUAUGAUGUUGAGAGGUCGGAUGUUCAGGAUGGUUCUUCUUCAGAUAGUACAAGUGUCUCUGGCAUUCCUGUUUCUGUUGAUGCAUCUUCCGCAGUGUCUACAUGUCCCUGGAAGGAAGAACUUGAAGUGCUUAUCCGCGGUGGUGUACCUAUGGCUCUGAGGGGGGAGCUAUGGCAAGCAUUUGUGGGUGUGAGGAAACGACGAAGCAAGGAUUAUUACCAAAACCUUCUUGCUGCAGAUAGUUUUGGAAACAGCAUAGAGCAGGGGGAUGUGCAGCAUGUGGAUGAUAAAGGUUCAAAUACAGACUCCCUUGCUGCUGUGGAAAAAUGGAAAGGACAGAUAGAAAAGGACUUGCCUCGGACAUUUCCAGGCCAUCCUGCCCUGGAUGAUGACGGAAGAAAUGCUUUGCGGCGUUUGCUCACUGCUUAUGCUAGACAUAAUCCUUCUGUUGGAUACUGUCAGGCUAUGAAUUUCUUUGCUGCACUUUUAUUACUUUUGAUGCCCGAAGAGAAUGCCUUUUGGGCACUGACAGGAAUCAUUGAUGACUACUUUAAUGGUUAUUAUUCAGAAGAAAUGAUUGAGUCCCAGGUUGAUCAACUAGUUCUGGAGGAGUUGGUUCGAGAAAGAUUUCCUAAAUUGGUUCAUCAUCUGGAUUAUCUUGGAGUACAAGUGGCUUGGGUUACAGGGCCAUGGUUUCUUUCCAUCUUCAUGAAUAUGCUUCCUUGGGAAAGUGUUCUUAGAGUCUGGGAUGUGCUUCUCUUUGAAGGGACGCGUGUUAUGCUAUUCAGAACAGCACUAGCAUUGAUGGAACUAUAUGGCCCUGCAUUAGUUACAACGAAGGAUGCCGGAGACGCAGUUACUUUGCUACAAUCACUAGCUGGAUCAACAUUUGAUAGCAGCCAGCUCGUUUUAACUGCUUGCAUGGGUUACCAAAAUGUACAUGAAAUUAGAUUACAGGAAUUGCGUAGCAAGCAUAGGCCAGCUGUGAUAGCUGCACUUGAGGAAAGAUCAAGGGGGCUUCAAGCUUUUCGAGAUUCUAAGGGCAUUGCCUCAAAACUAUAUAGUUUUAAGCAAGACCCAAAAUCUGUUUUGGUGGAUUCGAGCAAAGCCUCUUUGACUAAUGGGAGUUUGUCUCGAUCCGAAUCAGGAUCAAGUAAUGCAGAUGAAGUGUUAGUUAGCCUGACUGGGGAUGGGGAGGUAGAUUCUGUUCAAGAUCUUCAGGCGCAGGUUCUGUGGUUGAAGGCUGAACUUUGCAAGUUGCUUGAGGACAAAAGAUCAGCUCUACUUAGAGCUGAAGAGUUGGAGAUAGCUCUCAUGGAGAUGGUCAAGCAAGACAAUCGACGUCAAUUGAGUGCCAAGGUCGAGCAGUUAGAACAAGAAAUGGCCGAAGUUCAGAGACUCCUCUCUGAUAAGCAGGAACAAGAGGGUGCAAUGCUUCAGGUUUUGAUGCGGGUGGAGCAAGAACAGAAGGUAACAGAAGAUGCACGAAGAUUUGCUGAGCAGGAUGCAGCAGCACAGAGAUAUGCUGCUCAAGUCCUGCAGGAAAAAUAUGAGGAAGCUGUAGCAGCACUCGCUGAGAUGGAGAAGAGAGCAGUGAUGGCAGAGUCCAUGCUCGAAGCGACUUUGCAGUAUCAAUCUGGGCAACUCAAAGCACAACCUUCACCACGAUCGGGGAACCAAGAUUCGCCUGCCAAAAGCAUUAAUGAUCAGUCGCCAGAUCCUCCUCAAAGCAGGAUCAGUUUGCUAGCUAGGCCAUUUGGACUAGGGUGGCGCGACAAGAACAAGAGCACAACACCCGAAAAGCUUCCGGAGAAUGUUAGUGAGGAGAAGAAGCCGGCAGCAGAGGGAAAAGAGACAGACGCUGAACAAAAAGACGCCAAGGUCCAAGACACUUCCUAG